This is a messenger RNA of Aspergillus sclerotioniger CBS 115572, 1856 nucleotides long. RefSeq lists its product as uncharacterized. The coding region runs from base 168 to 1442 and encodes 424 amino acids. The transcript has a single exon. The record is from RefSeq and is a predicted model, not a curated record. NCBI's taxonomy places the organism in Eukaryota, Fungi, Ascomycota, Eurotiomycetes, Eurotiales, Aspergillaceae.
GAGGUGGCACUGGCAGGCAGCCCUUGCUCACCGCCCGUCGUUUCGGGCCAAAUCCUCUCGUGACCUCAAUACUUGCUGCACUUCCUUGGAGAAAGGGACCAUUUGUCGAUAGUCUUCGUCCACCAUCGCCCGCUUUUUGUGACUGACGACGUGUAAACCUACCCGCCAUGAGGGCUACGUCGGCCAUCAAGUUUCCUUGGUCCAAACUUCAUCUUCCGCUGCCCCGCACCCCGCGUCAAUCUAAGCAGCUCCUCAAUGCCAUUACAUCCUCCUUCCGUCGUCAGCUCGAUCGUGAAUAUCCGACCAACAACCCUUCCUCGUCCAACCGUAGCGAUGCCCCGGAAGAGCAUUCGCCAGCAACUUCCAAUUCCUCGGCUCAUUCGACCGAUAUACUGAUGCACAACAUCUUAAACAAUCCUCUCUUUCGAGUGAACCCUUCGGAGUCUGCUAUUGCCAGUAAUGCGGCGGGCAUGCGCGAUAUCAAACAGCAAAGAAUGAUGAAAGAACCCAUGAUAAUUUUCGAAGAACUAGUCGCUGCAGGACAUGUCGAGACAAAGGACGUUUUCCAAUGCUUACAGUAUCAGUUAAUGCUUGCAUUUGCCAGUGAUGACGUUGGGAAGGCCAUGAAAGAUUCCAGAGCAGGGACCAAGGUUGUCAAUUGGUUGCGCGCGUCCAAUUGGGAAGAUCGGCUAUCAAUCUUUUGCCCAACAACCCACGCAGUUCCACGACCGUCUACCAACUUAUUGAAGUUCAUGGUCGUGGAGGGCAUGCAAAAUACUGUCCUGCUAUGGUUGAAAAUGUUGAUCGAUUUUGAUAUUCGAGACUCCAGUGGUCGUAUCAGUCGAGGCCUUGCAGAUAUGUGCGCUAAAUUCCUCCUGUACGAUUUUAUUUAUGCCGAAAUUCAGUAUGGGGGCGGCUUAGCCUCUGCUAUGCGCUACUAUGUGCAGGCAAAAGACCUGUGUUCCUCCGUGUAUUCGAGGGAAAGGUCUUCGAUCAAAACAAUAUUUCGCAGAUCCGGUAGGGGUCUGCUCUGGCAGGCUCAGCGAGGGGUACCGGACGAUGGUAACAAGAUUCCUGCAAGUAUCUAUUCAGAAUACGCCUCUGUUUACACCACUAUUGAACCUUUUAGCCUAUUCAAAGCCACUCUGGCUCUGUACCAUCCCACAGAACCCGAUCCGAGACCAUUCCUCCGGUUCAAUCGUCAAUUUGAUUUAGCGCAAAUGAAGACAUUGACGCCGCGCCAGCGAGACGUGUUUGUGCACAGUUGCUCGGAUGCGAUCCGUAUCUUAACGGACCAGGGGAAGCGGAGGGAAGCCACAUGGUUAGCAGGCGUUCUACAGCACGUGUCAGAUCAGACAAAUGUUGGACACGAAGCACCAGCAUCCAUGGAAGAAAAAGAGUCGCUUUCUGGGCUACUUCAAGUUGAGCUGGCCUUGACCUGAUUGACGUAGUUAUUCACCUACAACGUUUGUGGUAUAAACCGCAAAGAAAUUGGACUACAUUGCUUCCCUUCCCAGGGGCAAAUUGCAAAGUUGAUGCCUCCCAUUCAUGCCACGGAUCCUGGCGGAACAGUGUCGGUCGCCCGUACAAGAUUCUUCAGCGAAGUGUGGCCGCCAACCAGCCAGCAGCAUUAUUGUCUCGACUUUCGAGGGUCAUACCGAACCAGCAACACUCCAAUACUCCGCACCCGGCUCCACACCUGCCGCAAGGGAGGGCUUCUCCUCUUAUUGGCGUGCUUACCUUCGAGCCUUCGAGGAAAGUCCAGUGCAACUGGAGCUUAUCUACCUAUCUAUGUGCCUUCGAGCUGAGCAACGAAACAUAUAAUGGCUCCGUUGAUUCCUUAGUCUAGCAUGCAC